Messenger RNA from Glossina fuscipes, 1191 nucleotides. It is a transcript of the gene cni, whose product is annotated as protein cornichon. Lineage: Eukaryota; Metazoa; Arthropoda; Insecta; Diptera; Glossinidae. Gene Ontology annotation, biological process: endoplasmic reticulum to Golgi vesicle-mediated transport. The transcript has 4 exons. The coding region runs from base 94 to 528 and encodes 144 amino acids. The record is from RefSeq and is a predicted model, not a curated record. Gene Ontology annotation, cellular component: COPII-coated ER to Golgi transport vesicle; endoplasmic reticulum membrane.
AAAUAACAAUUUGGUUAAAACUUCUUUCUGUAUUUGCAGUUUUUUGUGAAAAAACCUACUAGUUAACUUCUAUUGCACCCGCCCUUGCACACAAUGGCUUUCAAUUUUACGGCAUUUAGUUACAUUGUAGCUUUAAUAGGGGAUGCCUUCUUAAUAUUCUUUGCAAUAUUUCACGUAAUUGCUUUUGAUGAAUUAAAAACGGAUUACAAGAACCCUAUAGAUCAGUGCAAUAGCCUCAAUCCGUUGGUUUUACCGGAAUAUUUGCUUCACAUCUUUUUAAAUAUCCUUUUUCUGGCAUGUGGGGAAUGGUUUUCGCUAUGUAUUAAUAUACCACUUAUAGCUUAUCACAUUUGGCGCUAUAAAAACCGACCUGUUAUGACGGGACCAGGUUUAUAUGAUCCCACCACAGUUUUGGCUUCAGAUAACUUAACUAAAAAUAUUCGUGAAGGUUGGAUUAAAUUGGCUAUUUAUUUAAUAUCAUUCUUCUACUACAUAUAUGGUAUGGUUUAUUCACUCAUCUCGACGUAGAGCUAAGAUCAUGUCUGCCUCAUCUUUUUCUGCUCUAACAAUUUUCAUAUCUACAAAACGAGAUUUUGUGUGUUUAUGUAUAUUCUUAUAAAUAAUUUAUGUAUUCAUAAAACAAGUGUUAACUAGGUGGAUUUUAUUUUCUUUUAAUAACGUUUUGCCGCAAAGUUUUUAAAUUAUUAACAUUUGUUGAUAAAACCUAUUAAAAGAUUAUUUAAAUUAUGUGUAAAUUUGUAUUCAAUGUUAUAUGUCAAUGAAAUGUGCUGUGGAUCCUAAGAAUUAGGAAAAAAAGAUUAAGCAGAAAUUCCGACUUUUCUAUAUGCACAAAAAACGAAGUCAAAUCUGUUUAUUCGAUAUACGAUAUUUGAUAAUAAACGGUGAAUAUACAUUUUUGCUCUUAUUAAAUGGUCCAUCGGUUCUUCUUUUAAUUUUAAUAAAUUUCCGUUAGAAUAAUGCUUAGGUCGUUAACACAAUCAGGAAUAAUUUCUUUUUUUGUUUAAAUGUGUUUAAUUCGUAUUCAUUGUUUUCAAUGGCUUCAACUUUAUUUGUCUUUUAAAAAAAUCAUUCAAAACUCAGUGUGUGUUCUCCGUAAGCUGAAUAUAUUGAAAGUAAAGUCGAACACAAUGUUGCUUGAUUGCUUUCAAAAAUUCGUAUACAUUGCUUUCA